Molecule: messenger RNA, 1392 nt
Organism: Pecten maximus
Lineage: Eukaryota; Metazoa; Mollusca; Bivalvia; Pectinida; Pectinidae
Product: protein Hook homolog 3-like
Exons: 10
Coding region: 42-1142 (366 amino acids)
Cellular component (GO): cytoplasm
Source: RefSeq, a predicted model, not a curated record
GUAACAUUGUGUGUAGUUUUUGUGGGAACAUUUAAGUAGAAAUGUCGUCCUCUCUUAACGAUUUGUUUGAGCAGAUUAUUAAUUCGGAACGAAGAACACAUGAAAGAAAGAGCUAUUUACAAGAAGUUAAAAACAAGAUACGACAAAAAGAUGCAGACAUCAUUCAAUUAAAACAAGAGAAAGAAGUACUACGGAAGGAACUGGAUGUUAAGGUGGCCGAACUCAACAAAGUCGAAGUAUAUUUGACGCUGAUAAACAACAAGAAAGAGAUUCUCCUGAAUCAAAAGUCUCAGUUCCAGAAGGAAAGACAAGGAUUGGAAAAUCAACUGGAACACCUAGAAGAGGAGCUGUUUAGUUUGAAUGAGAAAUUUUGUUCCGAUGUAGAGACAUUUGUCACCGAGUUUGGACUGCUGGGUAACGGUGCCGAUCAGCGAAGAGAGGAAGCACUUCGCCAACUGGCAGAAUUAUCGGAAGAGAAAAGCAAACUGCAGCAAGAUAUUCAGGACUACGAGGAACGCAUGAAGUCUCUAAGAGAGCUAAGAGACAGAGAGACAUGCCUGAUGGAUUUACUUCAAGAUACCAAGUCUCAACACUUAGAACUAUGUGAAAAGGUCGCUGAAGAAAAACUGAAGUUGGUGAAGCAGGAAGAAGAGAAACAAAAAAUUCAGCUGCUGCCAACGACGGAUGUAGAAUUCAUCAGACUUCAGACAGAGUUAGACUCUGCCAAAGAAGAGGAUCUAGAGGGAACGUGUCACCGCCUACAACAGCAAGUUCAGAAUCUACAACAACAGUUGUGGCAAAGAAAGGUCAAGGACAGACAUCAACAGAAACACCAGUCACCAAACCAGACCUAUAUACCUUCAAAUCAUCAGCAAACAGCAAGACAGCAUCCGACUUCUCAAACAAAAGCAACCCACCAGAAUGAAGAUGUACCGAUUGUGUCAACAAGUAAUCGUAUUUGCGUGUCCAACUUCACCAAGGCUUCAUCAGGGACUGACCAACCAGAGGAUGUAGUUAUAGAAGAGCUGAAAGUAGACAACUUAGACGACAUAUUUGAUGACGAGCUUGUACACCUUCCUCAGCAGAACAACAUUCCACCUGUGAAAAAACAAAUUUUUAGAAAAGGCCAUUCCUCAAAAUGAUGAGACAAAUUAUAGAUAUCCGCGUAAGGACUAAGCCACAUCUCUCUACAUCCCUGUUUAUAAUGUAAAUAUGUAUAUUACAAGUGUAAAUAGAAUAGUAAAAUAUGGCUUUUAACUUGGAAGUUGCUGGUUAAAAACAAUUGAAACGAUUUAUAAGAGAGUAUUAUUUUAUGUUAAAGUCUAGUCAUUACGUAUGGACGUUUUUCUUGUUUUCUUAUACACAGAGAGAUAAAUAAAUAACUGAUUUACU